Marmota flaviventris (yellow-bellied marmot) is the source of this 1518-nucleotide messenger RNA. Its product is annotated as bile acid receptor-like. NCBI's taxonomy places the organism in Eukaryota, Metazoa, Chordata, Mammalia, Rodentia, Sciuridae. Gene Ontology annotation, biological process: bile acid signaling pathway; negative regulation of transcription by RNA polymerase II; cell differentiation. The record is from RefSeq and is a predicted model, not a curated record. Gene Ontology annotation, cellular component: RNA polymerase II transcription regulator complex. Gene Ontology annotation, molecular function: RNA polymerase II cis-regulatory region sequence-specific DNA binding; nuclear receptor activity; zinc ion binding.
AUGGCAAACACUUAUGUUACUACAUUUGAUGGGUACUGUCUUGCUGACCCUAUGCAGUACUAUGAUAUUUUGCCAGAACAAAUUGAUUAUCAGCUGCACAACACUGAUUUUCAAGAAUCACCUCAUUGCCAGUAUUCUACAGCUCAGUUUCCUCCGGCUCUCCAAUCCCAAUCUUUACAAAGCCAUUUCAACACCUAUGGCUUGGAUCCACAGUACAGUGGUGAUGGACAGUGUGGACUUGAUUCUUGUGAAUUAAAUAAAACCACUUAUGUGGUUGCUCACAAUGUUGAAGAUGGAUACCCUGGAAUAAAAAGGUCCAAGCCAACUUGUUCUUUGCAAAUGAAGGGACAGAAAGAACUCUGUGUAGUUUGUGGUGAUAAGGCAUCAGGAUAUCAUUACAAUGCACUUACUUGUGAAGGUUGCAAAGGUUUUUUUCGACGUAGCAUUACCAAAAAUGCAGUAUAUAGUUGCAAGAAUGGUGGUCAUUGUGAAAUGGACAUGUAUAUGCGUAGAAAAUGUCAAGAGUGCAGACUGAAAAAGUGUAAAGCAGUAGGCAUGUUGGCAGAAUGUUUACUCACAGAAAUCCAACGCAAAUCAAAGAGGCUUCGAAAGAACUUUAAGCAGAAGAAUAGUUUUUACUAUAAUGUCAAAGUGGAAGAGGAAGGAGCAGACAACAAACUUGUAUCAUCCACCACUAGAUCUGGAAAAGUGACUCAGGAGAGCAUGGAAUUAACUCAAGAGGAACAUCAGCUUAUUAAUAACAUUGUGGCUGCACAUCAAAAAUAUAUGAUUCCUUUGGAGGAAACAAAGAAAUUUCUGCAGGAAUAUACCAAUCCUGAACUGAGCUUUUUACAACUCUUAGAGAUAGCUAUCCUUCAUGUCCAUGGGAUGAUGGAGUUUACCAAGGGACUUCCAGGAUUCGAAAAGUUGACUAGUGAGGACCAGACUGCACUACAGAAGGGAUCAAAAGCUGAAGUGAUUUUUCUUCAUGUGGCCCAACUUUACAGUCAGAAAGUAUCAACCUCCAAAAGUACUAUGAGACUAUCAAAUCAUGCAGCUCAUACAUUGAAUGGUCACAAUCAGAGUGGUGAUAGAAGUGUUAUUUAUUCUAUGGACAAAUUUUGGAAUGAAGACUGUCCUUCGGCUACUUUAACUGGUAUUACUGAAGAAUUUAUUACCUCACUGUUUUACUUCUACAGAAGAAUCAGCGGACUUUAUAUAACUAAUACUGAAUAUGCUUUACUUGCAGCAAUGGCUGUGCUUUUUUCAGAUCGUCCAUGUCUUGAAAAUAAGCAACAAGUGGAGAAUUUACAAGAACCAAUUUUACAAAUUUUGUAUAAAUAUUCAAAAAUUCACCAUGCAGAAAACCCACAGCAUUUUGCUCAUCUCAUAGGGAGGCUAACAGAACUGAGAACUCUGAAUCACAACUACUCAGAAAUACUUAGCACUUGGAAAACAAAGCACCCCAAAUUUAUUAAUUUAUUUUCUGAGAAAUGGAAUGUGUACUCACAUUGCUGA